AUGGAGUUAGCGCAUCGGGCAUAUUGGGCAAUCACAACGGUAAAUGCGGAUUACAAUGAAGCCGGAAAGAUGAGAAAGUUGCAAUUGUGCGAAAUCGAAGAGCUUAGAGAUGAAGCAUAUGAGUGUGCAUCGGCAUAUAAAGACAAACUCAAGAAAGUACACGAUGCAAAAUCGAGGAAGAAAACUUUUGAAGUGGGUCAAAAGCUCAAAAGUAAAUGGAUGGGCCCGUAUGUCGUUCGGCGAGUUGGGAGAUUUGGUGAUAUAGACAUUCAAGAUGAACAAACGAACAAACAACAAACGGUAAACGGUCAUCGGUUGAAGCCGUACUUAGAGGGGAACGACAUAAACAACUUGGAACUUGACAAAGUGGGCUACAUUCUACGCCCGGUCGAUGAAGAACAACCAUGA
Messenger RNA from Helianthus annuus (common sunflower), 408 nucleotides. RefSeq lists its product as uncharacterized. The record is from RefSeq and is a predicted model, not a curated record. NCBI's taxonomy places the organism in Eukaryota, Viridiplantae, Streptophyta, Magnoliopsida, Asterales, Asteraceae. Bases 1 to 408 code for a protein of 135 amino acids. The transcript has 2 exons.